This is a messenger RNA of Anolis sagrei ordinatus, 3551 nucleotides long. RefSeq names its product trafficking regulator and scaffold protein tamalin (gene TAMALIN). Gene Ontology annotation, molecular function: protein binding. Gene Ontology annotation, biological process: signal transduction. Gene Ontology annotation, cellular component: plasma membrane. Lineage: Eukaryota; Metazoa; Chordata; Lepidosauria; Squamata; Anolidae. The record is from RefSeq and is a predicted model, not a curated record.
UCCCCUUCCCUUGUCUUCGCCAGCCUCCCCUCGGAGGAGCCCAUCUCGCUCGGAGCCGUCCCCCACCCACCCUGCUCGACCAUGACCCUGCGGAGGCUCCGGCGGCUCCGUCCCGGGCAGCCCGAGGAGGAAGCGGCGGGGUCCGGGAGCAUGCCGGGGGCGAGGGGCGUCCUCGGGGGGAGAGCCUCGGAGCUGGAGCUGGAGAAGGCGCUGGCGGCCUCGGGAGGGACCCUGCCCAGAGCCAGGCGGGGCUCCGGAUUGAAGUGGAAGUCUCUCAGCCAGUCGCCUGAGCAGCACAGGAAAGUGAUCACCCUUGAGAAGGAAGAGGCACAAGCAUUUGGCUUUGAGAUUCAGACAUAUGGGUUACACCACCAGGACUCAAAACGUGUGGAAAUGUUCACCUUCGUAUGCCGAGUGCAUGACGGUAGCCCAGCGCAGGUAGCUGGCCUUAAACCUGGCGAUACCAUCACUGCUGUGAAUGGGCUCAAUGUGGAGGGGAUCCGCCACCGUGAGAUUGUGGAAAUCAUCAAGGCAUCCGGAAAUGUACUGAGAUUAGAGACUUUGUAUGGCACAUCAAUCCGGAGGGCAGAACUGGAGGCCCGCUUGCAGUACCUUAAGCAAACACUUUAUGAAAAAUGGGGGGAGUAUCGGUCAUUGAUGGUCCAAGAGCAACGUCUGGUCCAUGGGAUUGUAGUGAAAGACCCCAGCGUGUAUGAUACCCUGGAGUCUGUGCGUUCCUGUCUGUAUGGCACUGCCUUGGCAAGAGGCUCCACGCCUUUGAGGAUGCUGUUGCCAGGAGCAAGCAGCACGUACAGCAGUGUGGGCUGCGUCAGCACGGCCACCGACGACAGUGAGGACUCUCUUUACCAGACCUGUUUUUUUGACUCUGCUGAUUCCCUGGACGCUGUCUCCACGGCUGCCCAGUCGUCACGCCCCAGGACAACACUCACCCGCAGCGCCAGUGUCAAGUGCAGCAGCAACAGCAAUGGAGCUCCUCGCUUCUGGGACAAGUCAUGUGAACAGAAGAAUUCCUUGGCAACACCAAGGCCCAGGAAGAGUAAGCAUGGAAGCUUCCGCAAGAGACUACUCAAGUUUAUCCCUGGAUUGAAUCGUUCCCUCGAAGAAGAAGAGAGCCAGUUGUAAAAGGACGUGCAGAGCUGGAGCAAUGGCGUGGGGCUUAGUGUGGGCCUGGGAGCCCCCACCUUCCAAUGCGGCUAUUUAUUUAUUUAUUUCACCAGCAAGAAGAUUUGAGCACCCAUUGAGGCGCUUAAAAGGACAAUAGUUUCCAUGGAAGAUCUGAAUUUGGUGGUCAGUCUAUGCUUUGUGGCAAUGGUUCUUGUCCUUUGCCCCAGAAUCUCUAGUCAUUGGCCAUGUUGGCUGAGGCUUCUGGAGUUGAAGGUCAAAACAUCUGGGAUGCCAAAGGUUCAAAACCACUGCUUUACAAGAUAUAGAUUGUGCAGAAUUGCUCUGGCCUUACCAUUGUUUGGGCAGCUACACUUUUCAGGAAAGGAACUCAUGGGGAGGGAGACAGUAUAGGUCUUCAAGGAAGCAGUAGGGGUGGGGGAAAGAGGCCUCGGGGGGAUGUAGCAUAUGGUAAGACCAAAGAAACAAAGGGGAGCUGGCUUUCUUUAUUUCUGGGAGAAUAGCAUUCUUUUCUGGAAGCAGAGUAAACCAAUCUAUUAAUGCUACCAAGGUUGUUCCUUGCAUCAGGGUGGGGAGGGGGUGAGGACUUCUGGAAAGGGGUGGAACUGGGAAGUUGAAAAUGCCUAGCUGUAAAAUAACAGGAAGUAAGAAAAAACUUCCGGAGAUCUUGGGUGGUCUGGGAUUGUAAAUUGUGGACUUCGUUUUGGGUCUUUAAAUGGGCGUUAGCAGAAUUGACAUGUUGACCUAGGGCUUGAAGUAUCAUUUGAGGUUUAGAAGUUGGAGUUAAUUUAAGAAGUAGGAUGGGAAAGCCCAAUCCCGGGAUAAAAUGGGUUUUGAAGGAAGGGGUUUCAGAACUGUGGAGCACUUCAGGAUGUCUUGGCAGUGAAAACUGUAGUAGAACACAACCACAUCACUGUCUCCAUCCCUGGACCAGCCUUUUCCCUUCCAGUCCGUAGGUCUUUUGCUUCUAAGCCAUACUCAAGAAAUGGACCUAUUAAUCCAGUGGAUAUCUCUUGUCACAUAGGGCAAGCUUCUGUGGCAGCAAGCAUUGUGUCACUUAUUGUAAUGACCUUUUAGUAUCAAAAUCUAGCUGCAGCAUAUGGGAAUCCUCUCCACCCAUGGUUUAUGCGACUGUGGUUUCUGAGCUGCCUAUCUCCAUCUGUAAUCGGUUCAGAGGAGCGCUCUUCACGAGCCACAUCCUGCCUGUCUCGUCACCUCCAGGGGCUUGAUUCCAGUUGCCCACAGCCUCCUUCCAGCACUUAAAAAAGUCCAGAUGCUCUUAAACUGCUUAAAAAUAUGUUUAUAGAGCAAAUUUCAAAGGAGUGUGGCCAAAAGAGGAGAGCUGUUUUCGUACUGCACGUCUCCUACCGCCUUCACACACAGCAUUACUUGGAAGACUUUCUGGCCUCAGGAAGGGAGAACAUCUACCUCAUGGUUUGAACUGAGCUCAUUUUGAAUUAACCGUGAAGAAGUUUCCAAGGAAGCUUGUGAAUUUCAGUUCCUUAGAAAGAAAAGUGACAGAAGUCACCAAAUCAUGGACACUCAGGGUUCCAGACCCGAAAUUCUAUAUUUGAGGCUGAAUUUGUCAAACGGAGCUUAGAGAUACUACUUUUUUGUUGCUACAACUCCCAGCCCUCUCCGGACAGCAGGCUGCUUGGGGAAUUUUAGUUGUGGCCCAAAAAUAAACUUUUCUGAAUUCUGCCUGCAGUUUUAACUAACAGUGCUGAGCUUCUAAACAUUAGUCAAGUCAGCCAGGAGAAGGUCUGGCCCUGCAGUGACUUCCUAAAUGGAAGUCCUUGUAGAUAAUAGGGCCUCAAACAGGGAUGGUUAACUUUUGGCUCACCAGACUUUGCUAGACUACAGUUCCCACAUUUCCUUACAAUUGGCCAUGCUUGCUGGGUUGCCUGAAAGUUAAGGCCAAAACAUGUGGAAGGCCAGCAGCUGACCAGGAGAAAAUGAAAGGAGUCUUGGUUAUAAUGUAAUGCAGUUGGGAGAUGGAAUGAUUUCUUGUUUUGUUUUUAAGUGCUUUGCCAAUCUCUUUUUAGGGAAGGCUGUGGGUGAGAGCAACCAAAGGGGAGUUUUCUCUCUCUUCUCUUUCUCUUUUUUUACAAUUGUAGUUAAACCUUAUCUCAGGAAAUAGCUGCAGGAAGGGGAGGAGGGAGUUGACACAACACAGAAAGAAAGGGCUAAGUGUACACAUGGAGUGUUGUGUCUGAAAUGGAGGUAAUCACACCCCGUAACUGAAAGCAAAGCAAUGCUGGGGUGAGAGGAUACUUGGCAGGUUUCACUUACAUUUGCAUAAAAGUGUGAUCAAGGGAGAAGCAAGGCUGUUUUUUUGUACACACACAUGUGCAUCAACAUUUCAGAUGUUAACUUUUAGAUAAAUAUACUAUGACUUUUUGCAUUCA